Messenger RNA from Sclerotinia trifoliorum, 1579 nucleotides. Lineage: Eukaryota; Fungi; Ascomycota; Leotiomycetes; Helotiales; Sclerotiniaceae. The record is from the annotation of a GenBank genome assembly.
ACAGACAAGGCUGCGAUCAACCCCACCCUUAACUUAUUAUAGCAAUCAUCCCUUCGUGCAAAAUAUUCCGAGACAUUUCAAUCAGGAUUGAGGGAAUUUUGGUGAAAACAACUUUCGCAGAUGAUGGCUUCAAAAUCCCCUAUGCCCUCGGCUUUGACCUUCGACUUGUUGGCCCGCUGUUCUGUAAGCUGUCGUCGUUUUCGUUUCUCAUCACCGCUCUCUAAUUUCUACGAAAAUGUCAGACAACGAAAGCAAGAGCCGCCAAUUUGACUUUACCUCAUGGCCCAGUUCAAUUACCCAUGUUUAUGCCCGUGGCCACACAAGCAUCUUUGAAAGGCUUGACACCGCAACAAUUGGAAGAUACGGGUUGUCGACUGUGCCUGAAUAACACCUAUCAUUUAGGAUUGAAACCGGGACAGGAAGUUUUGGACAAAGUUGGAGGAGCGCAUAAGCUACAAGGAUGGAAUCACAAUAUAUUAACGGAUAGUGGAGGGUACGCUUGUCUACGCAUCAAUCCACUCUCCUCACCCCUUACUAAAUCUGACUUGGUGUACAUAGUUUUCAAAUGGUUAGUCUUCUCAAGUUGGCCAAUAUUACAGAGGAAGGUGUACGAUUCUUGAGUCCGCAUGAUGGUUCCCCAAUGUUACUCACGCCUGAGCAUUCAAUGUCUCUUCAAAAUUCCAUAGGAAGCGACAUUAUUAUGCAACUCGAUGAUGUUUUAGUUACUACCUCCCCUGAUGCAGAAAGGAUGCGAGUAGCAAUGGAAAGAAGCGUUCGAUGGCUCGAUCGAUGCAUUACUGCACAUGCGAAUCCGACUACACAAAACCUAUUCUGCAUUAUACAAGGGGGGCUAGACCUAGAUCUGAGAAGAAAAUGUUGCGAAGAGAUGGUAGCAAGAGGAACACCAGGAAUUGCAAUAGGUGGGUUGAGUGGUGGUGAAGCCAAGUCAGAUUAUUGUCGUGUAGUAAAUACAUGUACAAGUCUCUUACCAGAGAAUAAGCCAAGAUAUGUCAUGGGAAUUGGAUAUCCUGAGGAUUUGAUUGUCAGUGUGGCUUUAGGUGCAGAUAUGUUUGAUUGUGUAUGGCCUACUCGAACAGCACGAUUCGGAAACGCAAUUACCAAACAUGGAGUCAUAAAUCUACGACACGCCUCUUAUGCGAAUGAUUUUGGACCAGUCGAAGAAGGUUGUGGAUGCAUAUGCUGCAGAACAGGAGAUGGUGGUCUCGGUACUACCAGAGCAUUUGUUCACCACGUAGCCGCCAAAGAGACUGUUGGAGCACAUUUACUUACCAUGCAUAAUGUUUGGUAUCAGUUGGAGUUGAUGAGAAAUGCUAGGAAAGCUAUCAUUGAAGAUAGAUAUCCAGCUUUCGUGAAGAGGUUCUUUUCAGAUCUUCAUGGUGGAGAGAAAUCAAAAUAUCCAGAUUGGGCAGUGGAGGCAUUGAGAACAGUCGGUGUCGAUCUAAUGGAAGAAUGAGAGGUGGUUUCAUGACUAAUUACAGAAGAAUAGAUACCCCUUAUUAGAACAUUUUGAACACAGAAAUUGCUAGAGAAUGCAUGCAAUGAUAUCCCGAUGGAAAAA